This is a messenger RNA of Umbelopsis ramanniana AG, 2146 nucleotides long. RefSeq lists its product as uncharacterized. The transcript has 7 exons. Lineage: Eukaryota; Fungi; Mucoromycota; Umbelopsidomycetes; Umbelopsidales; Umbelopsidaceae. Gene Ontology annotation, biological process: protein sumoylation. Gene Ontology annotation, molecular function: zinc ion binding; SUMO ligase activity. The record is from RefSeq and is a predicted model, not a curated record. The coding region runs from base 251 to 1960 and encodes 569 amino acids.
AGUGCACAAAUGCUAACCAUUGUCUUGACAAUAACAGGCCAAUAGACGAACAGUUGAGCAACUCGACCUUGCAUCCCUAAAAGUCGCUCAGAUUAAGGAUAUAGUCAAGGAAUUCAAUGAACUAAAGGCUAAUGGUCAGAAGUGGCCCCGUAUUACCCUGGCAGGAAACAAACUGGAGCUGAUUGGCAAGGUCCAGAACCGUCUAUUGAGCGUCACGCAGCAUCCGACAUCAGAGGCUUUUCCUGACCAUAUGGCGAUUAUCCAACGAUAUGUAGAUCAUCCUUCUCAACGCUCAACUAAUCGGUCGACGGCACCUUCCACCAAAGCUACACCCUAUGCCGCUGUAGUGUUGCCGGUACGACAGGAUCAGUCAUCUUCACAAAUCAGAAGUCAUGGAUCUCAUUAUACAUGGUGGGACCAAGUGAAAUUUAAAGAUAGUCCGUUUUAUGAACCUUUUGAUAGGGUCAGUACUCCGAAGAUGUGCAUAGAAGCAAGAGAUAUGAGAAGUUCCGUCUCAAUGGACAUACAGCUCACCGAAGCACAGCGAGCGGCUUUAAGAGGCCCGAAAGAUGAAUCUGGCCAAGUUACGCAGCUACGGUUCUUUUGCACAGCAGCUGACAGUUUUAAUUCUAAGCUUCCUGCUCUAAUGGAAUAUCCGCCUAUUUGUGAGCUGAAGGUCAAUGGCCAGAUUGUUGGAGGGAGCUUACGUGGCCUGAAGAACAAGCCAGGCACUGUUAAUCCUCCGAACAUCACACCUCUGGUCCAACUAAGUCAGGCGAGAAAUCAUGUUGAAUUGGUGUAUGCGAAUACCCAAAAGCGAUAUGCAGCCGCUGUCAUGAUCGUUAAAGCACGGUCUGUCGAAUCCAUUGUAGAGCAAAUCAAAUCAACAAGAUAUGUCACGAAAGAAGACGUUUUGCAGCGAAUUCGUGCUAGAAACGCUGACUCUGACAUUGUGGUUGGUUCCAGUGCUGUAUCUAUCAAGUGUCCGUUGGGAUUCAUACGGAUAAAAUUGCCAUGCCGUUCCCGCUUAUGUCAACACAUACAAUGCUUUGACGCAUUCACCUUCUUCCAUAUGAAUGAGCAAACCCCUACAUGGACAUGCCCUGUCUGUACUAACAUCAUACAUUCUUGGGAAGAAUUGGUCAUUGAUGGGUAUUUUAGCGAUAUUCUGGCAAAUACCCCGAAGGAGCAGGAUUCAAUUAUCAUCGAAGAAAAUGGCGAAUGGCGUCUUGCUAAAGAUACAUCAGCGACAUCUCUUUCCGCUUCACCGCCGCCUUCAUCUCACAAACGAUCUGUAUCAGCCAUGCGCGAUAAUACACCUGCUACCAGUCAGACAGAAGAUGUAACUGUCAUCGACGACGAGGAUGACACGCGACCAACGCCGGUGUCAAGCACCCGAUCAGCCGGGUCGCCUGUCAGUCAACGGUCAGGAAAGAAACAGCGCGUUAUGGAAGUGAUCGAUUUGACGCUCAGCAGCGACGAAGAAGAAGAAGACGACGAGGCUGCGGAAGAGAAAGAUUUCGUACCAACUGAGGAUUUUUCGACAGAAGAAGCACCGGUCAAAUCCGAGAUUACACAAGAGAAUCCAGUGGCCACGUCAAAUGUCUCCAAUGGGUAUACCAAUGCCCCCAUCCUACCGAUUCCAAGCACUUAUCAUAUUAAUAAUGAACAUACAGCAUACGGGAAUGGCUCAACUUCCUGGUCAGGGAAUCACCCGGCUAUAGUGACCAUCGACAACGCUCAAUCUGGAAUUGACCGACCGCCGCUUUGGUUACCACCUCUUCGAAAUGGUUCUGGCUCACCAAGGCAAUACCAAUCACCGCUGCGUAAUUUGAGCCCACUGUCAACAACCUCAUCGCAACUAUCUUCCACCUAUGACCCAUCCAAUUCUAUACCACCAGUAUCACGACUCGUCUUGGACAGUUGGAAUGGAUUCAAUAGCGAUCGAGAAAAUAACUGAGGUCCACGUUAAAGAAAGGGGGCUUUUACUCCAUCGAAUGUAGUGUAGAACAAAGCCUGUGAGGCGUUUGGUCGUAGCUAAAGACUGUAAAAAUGUAAACUAAUAACUUUUUCUUCAUGAAAAGAAAAUUGAGGCAUAAAUAAUAUUAGAAAGGUUUUGUGAAUAACCUGACUCUACGAGACCCGC